Messenger RNA from Apodemus sylvaticus (European woodmouse), 288 nucleotides. Its product is annotated as protein dpy-30 homolog. Gene Ontology annotation, cellular component: Set1C/COMPASS complex. Lineage: Eukaryota; Metazoa; Chordata; Mammalia; Rodentia; Muridae. The coding region runs from base 1 to 288 and encodes 95 amino acids. The record is from RefSeq and is a predicted model, not a curated record. The transcript has a single exon.
AUGGAGUCAGAGCAGAUACAGGAGGGACAGAUGCAGGCUGCAGAAAACCCUCACUCUGAGUACGGGCUCACAGACAGUGUUGAGAGAAUAGUUGAAAAUGAGAAGAUUAGUGCAGAAAAGUCAUUGAAACAGAAGGUGGAUCUACAGUCCUUAUGUACCUGUGCAUACCUGGACCAGACAGUCAUGUCUGUGUUAUUACAGGGAUUUGCUGUGCUGGAAAAGGAAAGACCACCAAAUCCCAUUGAGUUUCUAGCAUUUUAUCUUUUAAAAAAACAAGGCACAGUUUGA